Molecule: messenger RNA, 642 nt
Organism: Saccharomyces cerevisiae S288C
Lineage: Eukaryota; Fungi; Ascomycota; Saccharomycetes; Saccharomycetales; Saccharomycetaceae
Gene: HSH49
Product: U2 snRNP complex subunit HSH49
Exons: 1
Coding region: 1-642 (213 amino acids)
Biological process (GO): mRNA splicing, via spliceosome
Cellular component (GO): nucleus; U2 snRNP
Molecular function (GO): nucleic acid binding; RNA binding
Source: RefSeq, marked reviewed
AUGAACUACAGCGCAGACUCUGGUAAUACAGUUUAUGUGGGGAAUAUAGAUCCAAGGAUAACGAAAGAACAACUUUAUGAACUCUUCAUUCAGAUCAACCCUGUUUUAAGGAUUAAGUAUCCGAAAGAUAAAGUUCUACAAGCUUACCAAGGCUACGCAUUCAUCGAAUUUUAUAAUCAAGGAGAUGCUCAAUAUGCAAUAAAAAUAAUGAAUAAUACCGUUAGAUUAUACGACCGACUGAUAAAGGUUCGUCAAGUAACCAAUUCUACAGGAACAACUAAUUUACCUUCAAAUAUUUCUAAGGACAUGAUUCUACCUAUUGCUAAGUUGUUCAUAAAAAACCUUGCAGAUUCGAUAGAUAGCGACCAAUUAGUGAAAAUUUUCAAUAAAUUUGGUAAGCUCAUAAGGGAACCCGAAAUUUUCUACCUAUCAAACGGAAAAUUAAAGUGUGCUUAUGUUUAUUUUGAGGACUUUGAAAAAGCAGAUUUGGCAAUAAAAUCUUUGAACAAUCAGUUAGUCGCCAACAACAGAAUUACUGUUGAUUAUGCCUUCAAAGAAAAUGGAAAAGGUAACGCAAAAUACGGUGAUGACGUUGACAGGCUGUUGAAUAAAGAAGCAUUAAAGCACAACAUGUUGAAAUAA